Molecule: messenger RNA, 738 nt
Organism: Aspergillus oryzae RIB40
Lineage: Eukaryota; Fungi; Ascomycota; Eurotiomycetes; Eurotiales; Aspergillaceae
Exons: 1
Coding region: 1-738 (245 amino acids)
Source: RefSeq, a predicted model, not a curated record
AUGAACCAGGACGGUCCGCCAGAAGGCGCGGAGGCCGAGUCGGAAGCAUCAUCCGCAUCCCCUGGUGCCUCAUCAGAACUUCGAGAUGGGCUCAGCUCCGCAGAGACCACUCCGCCCCCGAUGGAUGAGGAUGACGAGGACGAUGAAGACAUGUCCCCCGAGCCAACUAUGGAGAAGCGGUUCAGUGUCAGUACUGCAUCGGGCCUCUUCUCUCACUCUUAUCAGUCCAUCCCCUCGAGCUCCUUCACCGGCAGUGCUCCAUGGCAUUCUCCGGCGUUCUCACACUACCGCCACUCCAGUAUCGAUACACGGCCUUCGACCGCGGAAGCCAAAUUGCACGAAGACGACGAGGCUGAUCUCGCUGCGGCCAUCGGUCUCUGCACCUUCAACACCCCUCGCACGAGGCCCGUGCCGAUGUCCCCUAGUGUACCCCCCGUCCCUCCAUUGCCAAGUCGCUUCCUUGACCAGGCCGGUGCGAGUGGUAACGAGAGCCAGAGCCUGGAUCAGUCGGCAACCAAGGAGGCAGAUGCUCUUUUCCCGAACUCUACUCCAAACCUUUUCCUCUCGCUCUCGUAUAACCCUUCCCUGUCGUACAAGGUGUCAGACGAGCGAGAAGUGAAGAUGGGCGAUGCGGAUCGCACCACACGGCAGAGUCGCAAUGCAGACGUUGAUUUUGGGCACCGGCCCACUGCGGCUGAUGAAGACGACGAUGGCGUUUUUGGUCGGAUGGAGGAGUAA